CGAACAUGGCGGUGGCCCGGUGUCUAUGCUGGGGCCUGAGACGAGCCGGGACCUGGCUGCUCCCGCCGCCCGUGUGCUGCCCCCAGCGGGUUCUGCACAAGCAGGCCGACGGCACAGAGUUCCAGAGUAUCUACAGCCUGGACAAGCUCUACCCCGAAUCCCGGGGCUCGGACACCGCCUGGAGGGUCCCGGAUGAUGCAAAGCAAGCCAAUAAUGACAUUCCUCUAGAUCGUUUGACGAUAUCUUAUUGUCGGAGUAGCGGUCCUGGGGGCCAGAAUGUUAACAAAGUGAAUUCCAAGGCUGAAGUCAGGUUCCAUUUGGCAACCGCCGAGUGGAUUCCCAAGCCUGCGCGGCAGAAGAUGGCCAUCACGCAUAAAAAUAAGAUCAACAAGUCAGGAGAGUUGAUACUCACCUCUGAAUGCAGCCGCUAUCAGUUCCGAAAUCUGGCAGAUUGUCUUCAGAAAAUUCGAGACAUGAUUGCUGAGGCCAGCCAGCCAGCUAAGGAGCCAUCCAAAGAAGAUGCUGUACUACACAGGAUAAGGAUAGAAAACAUGAAUCGGGAAAGGCUGAGAAAAAAGAGGAUACAUUCUGUCAUAAAGACAGGCAGGAGGGUAGAUAUGGACUGAAAUCCUCCUCCAGAGCUGACACAGACCCUCUUCAGGACAUCCAGGCAGCCGCGAGCUCUAACACCAUCAGGAGACCCCUUGUUGUUU
Molecule: messenger RNA, 713 nt
Organism: Puma concolor (puma)
Lineage: Eukaryota; Metazoa; Chordata; Mammalia; Carnivora; Felidae
Gene: MRPL58
Product: mitochondrial ribosomal protein L58
Biological process (GO): mitochondrial translational termination
Cellular component (GO): mitochondrial large ribosomal subunit
Molecular function (GO): translation release factor activity, codon nonspecific; peptidyl-tRNA hydrolase activity
Source: RefSeq, a predicted model, not a curated record